AUGAGCCUAAUGGAUCAACUUUUUCCAGCAAAUCAUAAAACCACAUUCGUGGUGGACCACACUCCAUACUUCGGAUUGGCUAGUAACUCGCAUAUCAAAAUGGACUUCACCAAACGGCCACCUGGUGGGAUACCACCCGCACCCAUAUUCAAAUCAAUGUGGACGUGUAGCAUUGAAGCUGUACUCGAAUACUGCCGUAUCGUAUGGGAUCUGUUUCCAGAAGGAAAACUUAUACGUGUUAUUAGUAGUGACAUGCAAUCUCGCACUUUGAAUAAUUGGUCAUCUAGUCAACAAAAUGUUAACUAUAUGCUGCAUCAUUUAUCAUCUUUAGGGCCACCUGCAAAACUUGUACCAAAUCCAAAUCGAGACUAUAGUGUUGUAUAUGGAUUUCGUACUGCAUCCGAAGCGAUGAUUGAAUGUACUACAGCUCAAAUGGAUCAAGGGGCUAAGAAAAAUAAUAUCGAAGUUCAAAACAAAUGCAGAACAGUUAUUAUCACAUCAGCCAGGGACAACCCAUCAAUAGAUAAUCUCAUGUCCAUGUUUCAUAAUGAAAUGAUCAAAAGCAACAAAUAUGUAACUCAACCUAAUUCAAUGUCUAUUAAUCAUUGUCACUUGGUAAUAAUUAACACUUAUCCAGAUUCUAUAACAUGUGAAGUCACUGAUCGGCCAUCUCAUCCCAUAUCAUCAAUACUAGAUUUGGAAGUGCAUUCAAUUCCUGCAUCCAAAAUUGGUAUUAAGAUAUCAAAUCUUUUAUUAAAACACUACAAUCUAGCUAGUACAACAGUUACCGGUAUUCCUAUGAAGGAAGAACAAAAUGCCAGUUCAUCAGCAAAUUAUGAUGUAGAAAUAUACCAUGCAGCUACUGCACAUACAACUAUUUUAAAUGCAAAUGUAGCUGAUGCCAAAGCAGUGGUUGCAAAAAAAGAAGGAGCGGACUAUGAGACAAUUAAAUUAAAAUGGUGUACGCCUAGGGCAAACAACAAUUUGCCAGAUAUUCACAGUUGUACGACGCUACAUAGAAUCACUCCAGUUGAUAUAAACAGUAGACCGAGCGCAUGUUUGAUAACGUUUUUAUUGAAUGGUCGAUCAGUUUUACUCGAGAUGAUUAAACAAGGUGGUGGUAAAAGCAUGUCACAUGUUUUAAAAUCGUACAAUGGUGAAAUAUAUAUACAUACAGUAUCGUCUGGUCGCACAGUACUUGAAGAUCCACCAGCCAUUAGUGAAGGCCCUGGAGGGAAAGUAACGCAGUACAGAGUAGCUGAUUUUGGUACUUUUAUGAAGUUAAAUUUACUGCAACCAACAAAAAGAAAACAAACAGAAGAUAAAAACUAUAUUGACGAUGCAAAAGAAAAAUUGAAAAAACAAACUGCAUAUUGGCCAUUAAUUACAUCAUCAACUAUAAUUUUUAAUUUGAAACAAUACACUGAACCAAUGUUGUCAUUAAUGGUUAAAGAUAACAUUAGUGAUCAGGAAGUAAUGAAUUGCAAACAAUGUAUUUAUUCUUUGAUAGCCGCUGAAUCAAAAAAUGAACACCUAAUUACACCCAAUCCAUCAAAUCCACGAAAAAUGAUGAAAAAAGAUGACCAAUACAAGUCUAUGUGGACAGAGUUGGAAACAUUCUUAAAAUCAAACUUAUACACUGAGAAUCAUUGUAAAGUGUUGCAAUGUUUAUUUGAAUGUCGUGGUAGACUUGAUGAAGAAAAAAUUAUUGAGAAAACUUUAAUGCGUUUCAAAAAAUCAUUAGCUGAUAGACCAAGUGUAAUACGAGCUACUACAGAUUCCCCUAUGUCUCCACCAUUAACUCAGCAGACAGGAAUAAAACAUAAUAUAGCUCAUAAAGCUGUUGCUGCGGAUCCAAAUAGUGUUAUGUAUUUGCAAAUAGUUCAGGAUCAGGACAAUCGUAGAGUUAACCCUCCUACGCGACCACCGUUUGCUGGUAGAUUAAAAUCUAUUCAAAAGAGAAAUGGUAAUUUAUUUGCAAAACUUUAUCAACAUAUAGACGACGACACAGAUACUAAGAGUGCAAAAUAA
Molecule: messenger RNA, 2031 nt
Organism: Macrosiphum euphorbiae (potato aphid)
Lineage: Eukaryota; Metazoa; Arthropoda; Insecta; Hemiptera; Aphididae
Source: the annotation of a GenBank genome assembly